Serendipita indica DSM 11827 is the source of this 1191-nucleotide messenger RNA. The record is from the annotation of a GenBank genome assembly. Lineage: Eukaryota; Fungi; Basidiomycota; Agaricomycetes; Sebacinales; Serendipitaceae.
AUGGCUGCCGCUGCGACGGACAUUCUUUACACGCGACCAGACGCGCUGUCUUCAACACUCCCAAAGGAAUUGGCAAACGCGUUUGUACUGGAGACCAACGACGCCUCGUACAAGCACCAAUACGCGAAUCUAUACUUUUCACGUCUUUCUCUGUUGCGCAAGCAAGUCAUCGAAAGAGCGAAACAGCAGUGGCGGUCAGCUAUAGGAAAUGCCAUCUUUGUCAACCGUAUUCUAGAUAUAAAGAAGGGGGAACGCUGCUGGAUCGUGGGUACCGUCUACAAGGAGAUGCCACUCAAAGACAAUGUCCUCAACGAUCUUGCAAAAGAGCAUGGAGUGGAACCUCCUCCUCCUCGCCUCAAAUUUCACUCCAAAGAGGAUAUGGCCGUACUCGAAGACGAGUCUGGUCGUGUCCCGUUGGGUGGGGAGUUUCUUGACUCUAUAAAUAUUGUCACAGGUCUUAUUUUGGCUGUCCUUGGGGUCGAAACUACCGCAGGAGAGUUCCAUGUAGUCGAUGUCUGCUACCCUGGAGUCGCUGAGCAAACACCUCUCGCUCAGCAUGGUACAAAAGCAACAAUGGAUGUGGACAAUGCCAACGAGUGGAUUGCACUCGUAUCCGGGCUCAAUGUGGGGCUCCCUUCUGCAGCCGCAGAUCUGCGAGUUAACUUGCUGGUUGAGUACCUCCUGAGUGAGGCAGGCCAGCAAUCCGACCAGCGAGAUUCAUCCACAAUAACACGAGUCGUCAUUGCCGGAAACUCGUUUGCGCCCGUCAGCCUCUCCGAAGAGGUAGCCAAGGAGGAAACGGUCACCGUUCCCGGAGAAGUGGCUCCUGUUGCAGCUAAACGGGCCGCCAAGAAGUUUUCGUACCAAUCCAGUGCCUUCUCUAUGCACCCCACACAGUCGUUAUCUGGUCACCUGUCAGAACUUGCACGAGCAAUGAUAGUUCACCUCGUCCCAGGAGCCAAUGAUCCAUCUAGUGCAACCCUGCCUCAGCAACCACUCCCUAGAGCCAUGUUUGGUGCAGCUAAGGACUACGAGAGCUUCCACACCGAGACGAAUCCAUGUUGGAUCGGAGCCGGGGCCUGCCACAUACUUGGAAAUGGAGGACAGCCACUCGAUGACGUUUUUCGAUAUGUCAAGUCGUCUGACCGUCUCGCGUUGGCCUGUUUCAUUUCUGUUCAUAUGCACUCAUAA